Podarcis muralis (Common wall lizard) is the source of this 2786-nucleotide messenger RNA. Lineage: Eukaryota; Metazoa; Chordata; Lepidosauria; Squamata; Lacertidae. The record is from RefSeq and is a predicted model, not a curated record.
CGCUCCUUAAGCACUUCCAGCAAAGGCAGCGCCUGCUCCGCUGUGGAAGCGGCUCCGACCCCAGGAAGCAUCGCAAUGCGCUUAUAGCAGAAAUCUCGGGCGCGACGGCAGGUGCAAUAAUGCUGCGUCCAGUUCUGUCCGCCUCGCCUCAAGAAGGAUGUUGCAGCGUUGGAGAGGGUUCAGGAAAGGCAACCCAAAUGACGCCCCUGUGAAGAAAGGCUGCUUUAUAGCUUAUAAAAGGCGAAUAAGACGAUAGAAGUGUAUGAACUUGUGUAUGGCAUGGGAACGUGGAGACAGCGGAGAACUUUCCUCUCUCCUCCUCCUGGAACAAGAACUCGUGGGCAUCCAUUGAAGCUGAAGGCUGGAGCAUUCGUGACAGAUGAAAGGAAGUCCUUCUUCACGCAGGCAAACAGAGGAGGCAGCGAGGGCCACCCGCCUGGAUGUGACCUGUCCCGCUCUGUCUUCUGCGUGACUGACAACCCUCCAGGGAUAUCGGGUGAGCCCUCUCCCGUCUCCCUGCUUCUCCACGGAGAGCACCUGCGCAUCUGCCCCCAGGAGUACACCUGCUGCGCCAGCGAGACAGAGGAGCGUCUGAGUGAGCAGAGCCGGGGAGACCUCCAGGGCCUGGUGGGAGAGGCAGCCGGCUUCCUGCUCAGCACCCUAGGCUCCCGCCAGCGCCGCUUCCAAGACUUCUUCCGGGAGCUCCUGGCAGGGGCAGAGCAGUCCCUCCAAGCCAUGUUCACCCGCUCCUAUGGGCGCCUCUAUGCCCAGCAUGCUCGCCUCUUCCAGGGGCUCUUUGUGGAGCUGCGGCGCCACCUGCAGGGAGCACGACCUGGGCUGGAUGAGGCCCUGAGCGACUUCUGGGCCCGCCUGCUGGAGCGGAUGCUUCCCCUGCUCAACCCCCAGUACAGCUUCCCUGAAAGCUACCUGGAGUGUGUGGGGCACCAGGCAGAGGGGCUGCGGGCCUUUGGGGACAGCCCCCGCCAGCUCCGCGUGCAGGUGACUCGCGCCUUCAUUGCUGCUCGGGCCUUUGUCCAGGGCCUGGCGACCGGACGAGACGUGGUGGUCCAGGCGGUCAAGCUCUCUCCCAGCGGAGAGUGCCGCCGUGCCCACAUGCGCCUCUCCUACUGCCCACUUUGCCGUGGGACUCCGGCCCUCAAGCCCUGCAACGGAUUCUGCCUCAACGUCAUGAAGGGCUGCUUUGCCAGCGCAGCGGAGCUGGACCCUGAGUGGGAGCGCUUUCUUGAUGCUUUGACCCAAUUGGCCGAGCGCCUCGGGGGCCCCUUUAACUUCGAACUGGCGGCUGACUCCAUCGGAGUGAAGAUUUCGGAGGCGAUCAUGUUCCUGCAGGAGCACAGUGUCCAAAUCUCAGCCAAGGUGUUCCAGAGCUGUGGCAGCCCCCGCCCAGCCCCCGCCCGCUCUCGCCGCUCCCCCCGGGAGGAGGCCAAGCGCCGCUUCCGCACUUACUUGCCCGAGGAGAAGCCCACAACCGCGGCAGGAACCAACCUGGACAGGCUGGUGUCGGAUGUGAAGGAGAAGCUGCGUCUCAUGCGGCGCUUCUGGGUGCUGCUUCCCCACGCCCUCUGCAGCGACGAGAAGGUGGCAGCUGAUGUCACCAACGAGGACAGCUGCUGGAACGGGCAGGCGAGGGGCAGGUACCUCCCAGAUGUGACGGGUGAUGGGCUGGUGAACCAGAUCAACAACCCCGAGGUGGAGGUGGACAUUUCGCGCCCCGACAUGCCCACGCGGCAGCACGUCCUGGCCCUACGCAGUGCCACCUCCCGCCUGGUGGGCGCCUGCAAUGGGCAGGACCUCGACUUCCAGGAUGCAGAUGAGGACGGUGGGAGCGGCUCUGGCGCUGGGUACAGCGAGGACCGGCUGGCCUUGGGGGCUGGAGCAGGGGGGGCUGGGGGUUCCCCCGCGGGAUCCCGCCCUUCUUCCGAUGCCCGCCCACCUCGCAGGGAGCGGCCUGGGAAGGGCUCCUCCUCCUCCCGACAGAACCAGAGUGGGGGGCGGCCAAGCAGUGGGGCUGGGCUGCCCCCCACAGGGGCCACUUUGCAAGCCAAGGUCUUUCCCCCCCUCUUCCUGCUCCUCCUGCUGGGGGGCUGGUGACCCCCAUAGUGGUUUGGCAUCUCAAAUGGCUGACUUCCUCUGGCAUCACCCCUCCCCCAACACCACCAGGAAGGGGGGAACCUCCCUCCGCAUCCAGUCAAAGGGGGGCUGGGUUGGGGCUCUCAUUCUCCCCCAUGCAUAAACCCCCACUCACUUGUGAGGUGGGGGUUUAAUUUUAUGGGAAUGACAAAGAGAGGCCGGGGGGGGGGAGAUUGGGAGUCAAGUCUUGUAGGGUGGGCUUUUUUAUUACCUGGGGAGGGAAACCAGGGUGUUUUUUAAAUGGGGGCUGUAAGGAGAGGCCUAGCAAUGAAUUUUCACUUCUUUUCUAUACCUUUGAGUUCGCCUCUCUUUUUGGUGGGUAUCUAAGAGGGGGUGGGGUGGGUGAAGGGAAGGGGGGAGAGGGGGCAGACAGCUGCCCCCUAUUUUCUCCCUCUCAGAGGAGGGGGCUAGCAGCUUGUAGGUGAAGAGCCCCCUCCAACUAGGGCAGGGACCAGACUUACAUUUCUGCCCCCACCCCAUAGGCUGUCAAUCCUUCUGCGGACCUUCCAGGGCAUUGGGGAGGGGGUUCCCAAAGCACUGAGAAGCCCCCUUUUUUAAGCACAAAGGGAUUUGUCUUAUUUUCUGGAUCUGUUUUUUCUUAAAUUAUGGAAUAAUAAAAUAUUUAAUUUAUUGAU